GCGGCGGCGGAACGGGCGGAGGCAGCCGGUUUCGUAACCGUCGCUCCUCCUAGCUGACUCGCGGGCUGCGAGGCCUGGGUCGGGUCGGGCCGCGCCGCGCGGGGCCGCUCGGAGAGGAGGCCGCCUGGGGGCGGGCGGGCUGGAGGCGCAGGUCCAUGAGAAGAUUUUUGGCAGUUUAGCGUGGAAACCAUUGAUCACUUUACCUUCGUUUCUGUCUAUUCUGUGUCAAAAGGGAGAGUGCCCAAAUGAGCAAGAUAGCGCAGCAGAACAGCACCCCGGGAGUGAAUGGAAUAAGUGUUAUUCACACUCAGGCUCAUGCCAGUGGCUUACAGCAGGUUCCUCAGCUGGUACCGGCUGGCCCGGGGGGAGGUGGCAAAGCUGUGCCUCCAAGCAAGCAGAGCAAAAAGAGUUCACCGAUGGAUCGAAACAGUGAUGAAUAUCGUCAGCGCAGAGAAAGGAACAACAUGGCUGUGAAAAAGAGCCGAUUGAAAAGCAAGCAGAAAGCACAGGAUACACUGCAAAGAGUCAAUCAGCUCAAAGAAGAGAAUGAACGGUUGGAAGCAAAAAUUAAAUUGCUGACUAAGGAAUUAAGUGUACUGAAAGAUUUGUUUCUUGAGCACGCACAUAACCUUGCAGACAACGUGCAACCCAGUAGCACUGAAACUACGACAACAAAUUCUGAUAAUGCAGGACAGUAGACCUCACUCCUCUAGACUUCAAACUCAUGGCUUGAACUUGACAGGUGUGAUACCUACAAUCACUCUCAUCGAUGGCUGAACGCUGUCUGGUUCCAUUACUCAAAGAUCCAUUGAAGGUUGUUUUCUAGGAUCAGCACUGAAGAGUUGAUUAGCUAAAAAUGUUAUUCUUACAAUUCAAACAUCUGGUUUUAAAUGGUAGGAUAUUUGUGGGGAUAGAAAGCCAAAUUUUUAAGAUAAAUGGCAAAAAUACCUUGGACCUUGAUGUUCUUAAUAAAUCUUGACUUUCCAAGAAAUGCUUCUUUUUUAGGUUGACAAAA
Molecule: messenger RNA, 1015 nt
Organism: Condylura cristata (star-nosed mole)
Lineage: Eukaryota; Metazoa; Chordata; Mammalia; Eulipotyphla; Talpidae
Gene: CEBPG
Product: CCAAT/enhancer binding protein (C/EBP), gamma
Exons: 2
Coding region: 246-698 (150 amino acids)
Biological process (GO): regulation of transcription by RNA polymerase II; DNA-templated transcription
Molecular function (GO): DNA-binding transcription factor activity, RNA polymerase II-specific; RNA polymerase II cis-regulatory region sequence-specific DNA binding
Source: RefSeq, a predicted model, not a curated record